Molecule: messenger RNA, 2691 nt
Organism: Megalops cyprinoides (Indo-Pacific tarpon)
Lineage: Eukaryota; Metazoa; Chordata; Actinopteri; Elopiformes; Megalopidae
Gene: epn1
Product: epsin 1
Exons: 13
Coding region: 629-2611 (660 amino acids)
Biological process (GO): endocytosis
Cellular component (GO): endosome; clathrin vesicle coat; plasma membrane
Molecular function (GO): clathrin binding; phospholipid binding
Source: RefSeq, a predicted model, not a curated record
AGUCAGUCUUUUUCACUUGGGUUGUUAGAGAGACUGGGAGACACACAGGAGGGAGGGGAAGCCGUCCCUAUCUCUGCAGAAAAUGGUGGUAGAUAAGUUACAUGAACUUUGUACCAUGAAUCUACCUUUAAACUGAAUUUACAACUAUUAUCUCAUUGCUCUUAUGCAAUCCGGUGUUGUUAGUUAUUACUGUAAUGUGUUAACCACGGCCACCAUGCUUUAGUAUAGCAGGCUUUUAAUGCAUAGUGUUGCAUUGCAUAGAUUACUGCUUUAUCCUUUAGUGCAGGUCCUGCUUUGUAACACUACGGCGUUUUAAGAUAACACAUGAACAGUACGGCUCAAGUCUUCAUACCUAGGCCCAGAUAACUCAAAGUAAAGGACAAACAUUGCUUUGUUCUCAACUAUGUUUGGAAAAAAUCAAGGCAGUGUUAACAUUUGUGACUCACACAGAAUUAUGAGUUUUAUUUCCCCAAUACUUGGUUUUGGGACCCAAUGUCGUCGUGGCGAGAGACGGGCAGAGCGAGACAGAGCACUCUGUGACCGGGUGGAGCCAGAGAAAGACAGACUCCCAUCGUCCCCACGGCAGUUUUAACAGAUCUCAGUAGAACUAGACAACCAGCCAGUUGCCAUGUCGACCUCAUCACUACGGCGACAAGUGAAGAAUAUUGUUCACAACUACUCUGAGGCAGAGAUCAAGGUAAGGGAGGCGACGUCCAAUGACCCAUGGGGCCCGUCUAGCUCUCUGAUGUCCGAAAUUGCGGAUCUAACCUACAAUGUUGUGGCCUUCUCAGAAAUCAUGAGCAUGGUCUGGAAACGCCUCAAUGACCAUGGCAAGAACUGGAGGCAUGUCUACAAGGCCAUGACCCUGAUGGAAUACUUGAUAAAGACUGGCUCUGAGCGUGUGGCCCAGCAGUGUCGGGAAAAUAUUUACGCAGUCCAGACGCUCAAAGACUUCCAGUAUAUAGACAGGGACGGGAAGGACCAGGGAGUAAAUGUGAGGGAGAAAGCGAAGCAGCUGGUGACUCUGCUGAAGGAUGAGGAGCGACUACGGGAGGAGAGAAUCCACGCGCUGAAGACCAAAGAGAAGAUGGCACAGACCACCAGUGCCUCUUCGGCUCCUUCAGCUCCAGGUCUGGGCGGGGGAGGGGGUGGCGGAUUGGGCUCUCACACCCAGGGGUCAGGGAGUGACGCUGAGCAGGCGUGGCCACAGAGCUCAGGGGAAGAGGACCUACAGCUGCAGUUGGCUCUGGCCAUGAGCAAAGAGGAGGCUGAGCAGUCUAGCCUCGCCCCCUUGGAGGAUGCUGAGCUCCGAUGGGCUCUCUCACUCAGCAAGGAGACGCAUCAUAAGGAGGAGCGUCUGCGCAGGGGUGAUGACCUGAGGCUGCAGAUGGCCAUUGAGGAGAGCAAGAGGGAGAAGCCCAAAUCCGAGGAGAGCUCACUGAUGGAAUUAAGUGCAGUUGACCCCUGGGGAGCCCCAGCAGUACCUACAGUUGCCUCAGCUGGCCCCUCUCCCCCACCCACAAGUACCACCACCUCUGCCUCGGGACCCUGGGGGCCCUCAGACCCCUGGGGCGCCACCUCCCCUGCCUCGCCAGUUAGUUCUGACCCUUGGGGUGGUGGUGGGACCACGAUAGCCCCCGCUUCCGACCCGUGGGGAGAUUCCGCUAGGGUAAACUCUGAUCCCUGGGGCUCCACAGCUGUGACUCCACCUAGCUCAGACCCCUGGGGGAGCUCUGUAGCCCCCACUGCUACUCCUGCGGCCUCUGACCCCUGGUCUGCAGACGGAGUGGCUCCAGCCACUGAUGCUCUGACCUCUGACCCCUGGGGAGGCCCACCCAAACACACAACUAAUGGCACAGGAGAUCCAGAGCUCAGAGGGUCGACACCAGCUGUUGAAGGGGGAGGCAGCACAGGGUCACCUGUGCCCUUUGACCUCUCGUCCCUGGGCUCGUCUCUCCCUGUCAGGAAAACGCCAGAAUCAUUUCUGGGUCCAAAUGCGGCGCUGGUGGACCUUGACUCUCUGGUGUCCUCUAAGCCCAAGCCUAAACAGCCUCCUCCUCCCUCCAUUUCCUCCGCAUCGACACACAACCCCUUCCUGCAGACACAGGGUGCCUCUUCGGGACCAGCAAUGGCCGUUACCCCGGGCAGUUCAAUCUCCAGUCGGGGGGUGUCCCCUACGCCUCCCCCAACCUCUAACCCUUUUGGAUCAACUCCCCUGGCCUCCAUUUCACCCCAGACCUCCUCGCUUGGCCUGAGCCAGCUCCGCACUAGCCCUGUGCCACCCAACCCCAUGUUGGGGACCCCCCAUGGCCAGAUGCCACCCCCGACUCUGGGAAUGGUCCAACCUGGCAUGGCUAUGCCUGCAAUGGGAGUUCAGAUGCCACCCCCGCAAAUGGGCCUCGGGAUGGUACAGUCCAGCCCCAUGGGCAUUCCCUAUGGAGGGAUCUCACCCAUGGCCCCGCCAGGAGCUACCAUUCUCAUGGGUCCAGGAGGGCCAGGGCAGCCACAGCUGAUUUUGGGUGCGGGAACAGGAGGCGGGGUUUUGGGAGCCAGUGGAGGUGUAGGUGGGGGGACAGCCACAGGAGCAAGCACUAACCCUUUUCUUCUUUGAGAAAAUUCACCCAGCUCACCCCAUUAACACAAACAAUUUAUGUGUCAGAAAAAAUGUGUGUACAACAACUAUAUUUAAAA